UGUUACAUUAUCUGAAGCGUAGUAUAGGUGGGCUGUUGAAUUAUAUCCAUAAAGAUCAGGAUAGAAGCAACUGAGUGCUGACUUCAAGCCUUAGAGCACUGGUUUUCGGUCUUUGAACAGAGACUCAGAGAUCUUAACAUCCGUCCAAAUAUGUCAUUGAGAAGACGAUUGCCUGUGCUGCUGAUCCCCACCAAUGAUUGCAGUAAAAACACCCGCAACAUCUACAGUCUUCCUGAUGCACAGGUGUAUGAAAUGAAGUUACCAGUGCCAUUUAAAAGCAGGUGUAUUGGUUCUUCUCACGGAUGGCUUAUAUUUAUCGAUAGGGUGUCAUUCGUGAUAACUUUAUACAACCCAUUUUACUUCGGGAACAGUAAGGGAAUUAUCCAUCUCCCACCAUUCCCGCCAGCAGAAUACACCAUUGAGAUGACAAAAAAGUCAUAUGUAUGUGAGUUUCACGCCGACUAUUACAUCUGUAAGGCUGUUCUAUCUGCAAACCCUUCAUCCAGUAAUACUUAUUUCGUGACGUUGAUCCAUGGAGAAACAAGGGCCAUAGCAUACUACAAGUCUGGGGAUGUUUCUUGGACUUACAUGUAUGGUGUUGUCAAUCAAUCUUCAUUCUUCGACGUAAUAUCUCAUGAAAACUAUUUCUUAGCAGCCAAUUUAUGGGGUGAGGUUUACAUCUGUGAAGUGAACUCAAACAACCCGAAAAUCACCUGUCUGACUGACCCUGUUGUCAGUCCUAUUGGGGAACUAGCACGAAGAUACCUAGUGGAUACAGGUGACGGAAAAACCAUUCUGCAAGUCGUAAGGCUGUUAACAUGCUCUAUAAGUGAUGAUGGUCAUCCCUUCACAGUCACGGCAGAUUUCAAAAUUUACAAGUUGGAGCCCAUGGAUGGUGCGUUGGAAUGGUUACCGGUGAGGAGCAUUUUCGAUGGGGCAUUGUUCUUAGGAGACAAUGAGUCGACUUUUGUCAAAGCUACUGAUUUCCCAGGAAUUAUUAGCAAUUCUAUUUACUUUACUGAUGAUUACCCUUCAUGUAUGAGCAUGUUUCAUAAACCUUACCAGUUUAAUGUCCCUGCAGACAGUGGUAUCUUCCUGAUUGAGGAUGAAGAAUUACAUGAUCAUCACAUUGAUCGCUCGAAACAUAAGAAUCUCCCUCCCCCAGUUUGGAUUCUCCCCACUAUUUAGUGAGGAUUUAUAUGUUGUUUUAUGAUUAGAGAAGAAUAAAAUGGUUGUGUUUGGUUAUGUAUGAUUGAACUUUUG
Messenger RNA from Amaranthus tricolor (Joseph's coat), 1263 nucleotides. RefSeq names its product putative F-box protein At5g55150. The transcript has 4 exons. NCBI's taxonomy places the organism in Eukaryota, Viridiplantae, Streptophyta, Magnoliopsida, Caryophyllales, Amaranthaceae. The coding region runs from base 151 to 1188 and encodes 345 amino acids. The record is from RefSeq and is a predicted model, not a curated record.